This is a messenger RNA of Striga hermonthica, 468 nucleotides long. NCBI's taxonomy places the organism in Eukaryota, Viridiplantae, Streptophyta, Magnoliopsida, Lamiales, Orobanchaceae. The record is from the annotation of a GenBank genome assembly.
AUGAGCAAACGAACCGGAGCCGACCAAGUUUGGCGUGAAUUACUCUCCGCUCGAUUUCAUGGCUAUUUUUUUAGCUUAAAUCUCAAGGAAUGGCUGCUGCUUAAUUUACAAAAUGAGCUGCAAGUGCACGUAGAGGGCUGUGAAACUUUGUUUGGAGUUACAGCUUGGAAAAUUUGGAGUGGUCGUAAUGCGGUUCUCUUUGCCGAUAGUGCCUUUGUCGUCCCCCAAAAAGUGAAGGAGGUGGACAAAAUGGUUAGCAGUAUUGAUAUGGCCGUGUCAGUUGAAAAGAGAUUAGGUGGGUUGGGAGUGGGCCGACAACUCUUUUGGAUUGCAUGGAGCGUUCCCCUGUCGGGUUGGGUUAAAUUAAAUACGGAUGGAUCAUUGAUUAAGUCCACGGGCAUGGCGUCAGCGGGAGGGCUUGUCAAGCCGAGGAACAUCGUGGAUCGCUACACUCUUCUUGUUGCGUAG